AUGGGCAGCAGCUCUUCCAUGCUAACUCAGUACGACAUAGAAGAGGUCCAAGAGCACUGCAGCAACACCUUUUCGCAGCAAGAGAUCGUGUCACUGUACCAGAGGUUCUGCCAGCUGGAUCGGAAUGGCUGCGGAUUCAUCUCCGCCGACGAGGUCAUGACCGUGCCGGAAUUCGCCGUCAAUCCCCUUUCUCAGAGACUGUUUCGGAUGCUGGAUGGACUAAAUUUCAAGGAAUUUGUAGCAUUUCUAUCUGCUUUCAGCUCUCGAGCAACGUUGCAGCAGAAAGUUGAAUUUAUUUUUAAGGUUUACGACUCUGAUGGUAAUGGAAAAGUUACUUUCAAUGAAAUGCUGGACAUAUUGCGGGACCUGACAGGUCAAUUCAUAUCUGAACAACAAAGAGAGAAAGUUCUCACUCAAGUUCUUGAGGAAGCAGGCUACGGAAAGGAUUCUCUAUUAGUUCAAAGUGACUUCAUGAAGAUUCUUGGCAGUUCGGGUUUGAAGAUGGAAGUUGAAGUUCCAGUAGACUAG
Molecule: messenger RNA, 528 nt
Organism: Striga hermonthica
Lineage: Eukaryota; Viridiplantae; Streptophyta; Magnoliopsida; Lamiales; Orobanchaceae
Source: the annotation of a GenBank genome assembly